Molecule: messenger RNA, 7266 nt
Organism: Drosophila erecta
Lineage: Eukaryota; Metazoa; Arthropoda; Insecta; Diptera; Drosophilidae
Product: probable chitinase 10
Exons: 9
Coding region: 287-7213 (2308 amino acids)
Biological process (GO): chitin catabolic process; carbohydrate metabolic process
Cellular component (GO): extracellular region
Molecular function (GO): chitin binding; chitinase activity
Source: RefSeq, a predicted model, not a curated record
UUUUUUUAAUUCUUCCAUACGCUUCUUUCUUCUUGUUAUAAAUCGAUUCUUUGUCGUAAAUUGUCUGGAAUCACAAAAAAUUAUAUAAAAUUAAUGUGACACCAAAUAAACAAACCGGUUCAUAUAAGCCUGAUAUACAUAAACGGAAAAGAAUGUAUUCGGAAAAGAAAAUAAGUUGACGAAAAAAUAUUUGUAUGUUAAGAACUAAAGCAAAACGGAUAAGCAGCCAUGGUUUAGGAUUUAUAUUACUGUAAUACAAUUGUAUUGUCCUAUAAAAGGUUUCAAAAUGCAACUCAAUGCCCCGUGUAUGCUUGUGGUAGUCUUGGCAAUAGCCGUAAAAGCCCACAUUCGCAUGGAUAAACUGGAGGUCAAUGUUGAAUCGAACUACAAGCCUUCAUUCAUUCGUUCUGCGAUAGAGAGCAUUCCUUUGGAUACUGACGCCAGACUCCUAGUCCGUAACAGUGCAAAACCUGAGUUUGGGGACGUUUUUCUACCGCUGCGGAGUGCUGUGGAGAGUAUUCCAACGCCUUAUCAAAGCAACACGUCUAAGCUGAGGCAGAACCCUGAUAUACGUUCCUUUGUACGUGAUUCUAUAGAGUCAUUGCCAAAUGUUGAAGAUGGACUGGAACACAUGGAGCUUUCCACAAAUUAUUCUAAUGGUGUUAGCGAUGAUGUUGUAGGUGUAGACCUGAAAAGCAAAAAGUUAACACAAAAUGUACAUGUAGAUCCCUGGAGCAUUUCCGAUAAGUACGCUUCAUUUAUUGACUCCGGAAACUUAGACGACAUUUAUCCGAAGUCAUACCGAGCCGGCUCACCGCAUCAGGAGUUGCUCAAAAUGAUGAACGUCGAACCGGUUAAGCACGUCGAUAAACUUGAUAGGUACGCAGAGCUGCAGUCUUACGGUGUAUUAGGACAAAGUAACCUUCAGCAGUCCUAUGGAGCUUUGGGAUUGGUGAACAGGAAUGACUUCAAAGUGACUACAAAAGUUCUUUGUUACAUGUCGAACUGGGCAUUUUAUCGAAGUGGCGAAGGUCAUUUUGUCCCUGAGCAGAUUGACCCUAAACUCUGUUCUGCUAUUAUCUAUUCGUUUGCCUCCUUAGAUCCCGAUCACCUUACCAUUCGAGAAUUCGAUUCAUGGGUGGACUUGGAUAACCAAUAUUACCGUCGGGUGACAUCGCUGGGAGUGCCAGUACUAAUAGCCUUGGGUGGAUGGACGGACUCCAGCGGCUCCAAGUACUCACGCUUAGUUAGUGACAAACUUAAACGACGUGUUUUUGCAUCCAGUGUGAGCAGCUUUUUAAUGCGUCAUGGAUUCAGCGGGCUGCACUUAGACUGGAACUACCCAAAGUGCUGGCAGAGCGAUUGCUCAAGGGGACCUGCGACCGACAGGCCAAAUCUGACCAAGCUUCUGCGUGAGCUGCGCACCGAGUUUCAGGGUGUUAAUCCGAAAUUUCAGUUGGGAGUAGCCAUCUCUGGAUACAAGGAGAUUAUAACAGAGGCUUAUGAUUUUCCCGCUUUGUCAGACAUUGUAGACUAUAUGACAGUAAUGACCUAUGAUUACCACGGAGCCUGGGAACAGAACACAGGUCAUGUGAGUCCACUUUACGGCUUAUCAACGGACACGUAUCCGCAGUACAAUACAAACUACACCAUGCAGUUACUCCUAAAAAUGGGCGCGCGCAGGGAAAAACUUGUAUUGAGCAUUCCGUUUUACGGCCAGAGUUUCACAUUGGCACAAAAGCAGAAAAUUCUUGUAGGCCCAGGCGUGGCAGCUACUGGACCUGGAGCGGCCGGUGAAUUGACAAAGCAGCCAGGAAUGCUAGCUUACUACGAGAUUUGUCAGCGCCUAACAAAGUUCAAGUGGAUGAGUGAUCGGGAUUUAAGCCUGAAAUUCGGUCCUUAUGCUAUGCUAAACGACCAGUGGGUGGGAUAUGAAGAUCCGACCAGUGCCCAAGCAAAGGCUCGAUAUGCGGCUAACAAUAACUUUGCCGGAGUGGCAGCGUGGACCGUUGACCUUGAUGACUUCCGAAACCUAUGUUGUAGUGAAUCUUAUCCUUUACUUAGGGCCAUUAACAGAGAAUUGGGUCGCUUGGAGUCAAAGCCACCAGCUCAUCCAAACUGUAAGCGUCCUACAUUAUUGGUCACUCCGAUGCCGCCCCAAAUGACAACAAUUAGUAGCGAUGGUUCUGGGGGAUUGGGACAAAAUCACGGUCAUACAACUUCUUCGCUGAGCUGGGAGGACAGCAGUAGCCUCAUGUUCAGCACUACAAAAAAUCCGAAUCUUGUAAGCACCACUGCUACUAGCAUCAUCCCCUGGUGGAGCUCAACUACGAAACGUCCCCGCGAGCCGACUAUGACUACGGCACGACCAACUCCAACCACAAUUCCCGUUCCAGCAGUGAUCUACCCAGUGGUACAGCCCUCGAAUUGCAAAAGCGGCGACUUCUACGCUGACUCAAAUAAUUGCAACGCUUACUAUCACUGUGUUACUGCGGGAGAGUUGCGGCAACAGUUUUGUCCAGGCGGUCUUCACUGGAACAACGAGGCAAAGGGAUGUGACUGGCCGUCGUCCGCCCGAUGCUCACAUAAACUCGAUCAACACCUAAACACUUCUUAUCCAAAACCAAUUAAAACGUCUAAAAAGCCGGAGACAAAACCGUCUUCUGUGCAUCAUCAGGUCAGUAACUCUUCAAGCGGACCACAAUAUUUGCGUCCAACUAUAUUGGAGUGCAAUGAAGGGGAGUACUACCCCCACAGAAACUGCAGGAAAUACUACAUCUGCGUUAAUAAGGCACUGGUACCCAGUGAAUGUGACAGAGGCUUGCAGUGGGACGGCAUCAAAAAGCUUUGUGACUGGCCUGAGAACGUUCAGUGUGUAACAAUCCAAAAAUAUUUUAAAAUAAUCCAAUCGAGUAGCGCCAACGAAGAGGACCCUUGCAAAGGCGAAGAGCGAGUACCCUAUCCGGGAAACUGUUCAAAAUAUCUCUUCUGCCUAUGGAAUCGCCUACAGGCUAGUGACUGUCCACCGGGGCUUCACUACAAUGAAGUAAUUGGGAACUGUGACUGGCCUUCAGCUGCGAAAUGCGAUCCAAAAGGAGGUGAGAGCAGCGGAGAGGCAGAUAUGAACGCUAUGUCGAAGCCUCCUACUUCACAAGCCCCGAGUGGUCUUCCGCGUCCAACGUACCCCACAGAAAAACCCGUGCCUAAACCUCUUAGUAGCCACUACAAAGUUAUUUGCUACUUUACGAACUGGGCCUGGUACCGCAAGGGAAUAGGUCGCUAUACUCCUGAUGACAUAAACACGGAUCUGUGCACUCAUAUAAUUUAUGGGUUUGCAGUGUUAGACCAUUCCGAACUAAUACUACGAACACAUGAUUCUUGGGCCGAUGUUGAAAACAGCUUUUAUACGAGGGUCAGCAGCCUCAAAGGCAAGGGCAUUAAGGUCAGCUUAGCACUUGGUGGAUGGAACGAUUCGCAAGGCGAUAAGUACAGCCGCCUAGUUCGAAGUCCAGUGGCCCGGGCUCGUUUUGUGCGCCACGCCCUGGAGUUCAUUGAAAAAUACGGCUUCGAGGGCCUUGAUUUAGACUGGGAGUACCCAGUGUGCUGGCAAACGGAGUGCCACAAGGGCUCUACCGCGGAAAAGGAGGGUUUUACUGCUUGGGUACAGGAGCUAUCUGAUGCGUUUCGCCCUCGAGGACUUUUGUUGUCCACUGCAGUCUCUCCUAGCAGGAAAAUCAUUGAUGCCGGAUACGACGUUCAAAAGCUCUCACGCUAUUUUGAUUGGAUCGCUGUGAUGACAUAUGAUUUCCAUGGGCACUGGGAUAAGAAAACAGGGCAUGUGGCACCUCUGUAUCAUCAUCCCGAUGAUGACUUUGAACAUUUUAACGUGAACUCUUCCAUAAACUAUUGGAUAGAAAAAGGAGCACCAUCACAAAAAUUAGUAAUGGGUAUUCCGCUAUAUGGCCAGUCGUUCACUUUGGAAAACAUUAACAGCAGUGGCUUAAAUGCCAAAGCCCCAAGACCAGGUGAAGCUGGAGAAUUCACCAGAGCAGCUGGCUUUCUUGCUUACUAUGAGAUUUGCGAACGAGUUAAUCGACAAGGCUGGCAGGUAGUGCAUGAUGAAUUUGAUCGCAUGGGACCUUAUGCUUACAAGGGAACUCAGUGGGUGUCCUACGAUAGCCCAUAUAUGGUCCGGAAAAAGGCAUAUCUGGCGAGGUCAUUGAACCUGGGCGGCGGAAUGGUGUGGGCCCUCGAUCUGGAUGACUUUCGCAAUCGGUGUGGAAAUGGCGUACAUCCUCUGCUAAGUGAAAUUCAUAAAGUGCUUAAGGAUACUCCUAGUUCAUUGGAUAAACCGGCUGGUCUAGUUCCUAUUGAAUCGAAACCUAUAGAGUACCCAGGCGUGGAUGGAAUGAAACCUGAGUCUGGAGGAGAGGAUACGGAGAUGCAGUCCAUUGAAUCAGUGAUGCAGUCCACCAAUGAUAAAGAUGAAGAACAUGAACUCUUAGAGCCUCUACAUGAAGUCGACCCAAACAACGUUAGUGAGGAGGAGCACAUAGAAGCUUCUGAUAUGUCUACGGAUUUUAAGAUCGUUUGCUACUUUACCAACUGGGCGUGGUACCGCCAAGGUGGUGGUAAGUUCCUGCCGGAGGAUAUUGAUGCAGAUCUGUGCACUCACAUAAUUUAUGGCUUCGCCGUGUUGAGUCGGGAAAAGCUGACGAUUCAACCUCAUGACUCUUGGGCUGACUUAGAUAACAAAUUUUAUGAGCGCAUUGUAGCCUACCGAAAAAAAGGCGUUAAGGUAACUGUGGCAAUUGGCGGUUGGAAUGAUUCUGCUGGCGAUAAGUACUCCCGACUAGUAACGAAUCCAGAGGCAAGAUCUCGGUUCGUCCGAAAUAUCCUGAAAUUUAUAGAGGAAUAUAAUUUCGACGGGUUGGAUCUGGAUUGGGAGUAUCCCGUUUGCUGGCAAGUGGAUUGCAAAAAAGGGAGUGCAGACGAGAGGACUGGAUUCACAGCUUUGGUGCGGGAGCUUUUUUAUGCCUUCCAGCCCAAGGGGUUAAUUCUGUCGGCUGCCGUGUCCCCUAACAAGAAGGUCAUCGAUGCUGGAUACGAAGUUGCAGAGCUUUCUUAUUACUUUUCUUGGAUAUCUGUGAUGGCGUAUGAUUACCAUGGUCAGUGGGAUAAGAAGACUGGUCACGUAGCUCCAAUGUACGCCCACCCUGAAGGAACAGUAAAUUUUAACGCCAAUUUUUCGAUGAACUACUGGAUAUCGAAGGGAGCUGACAGGCGAAAGUUAGUAAUGGGAAUGCCUUUAUACGGCCAGUCAUUCUCUCUGGCUGAGACUAGUAACCACCAAUUAAAUGCUCCCACCUAUGGCGGUGGUGAAGCUGGAGAGGCUACAAGAGCCAGAGGAUUUUUGGCAUACUAUGAAAUAUGUUUAAAAAUCCGACAUCAUAGGUGGAACGUUGUCAGGGAUACCAAGGGACGUAUGGGACCCUUCGCAUAUCAUGGGGAUCAGUGGGUUUCCUUCGAUGAUGCACCCAUGAUCCGGCAUAAAAGCGAGUACAUCAAGGCAAUGGGUCUAGGUGGAGCUAUGAUAUGGGCCCUAGAUUUGGACGACUUCAAAAAUGUCUGCGGAUGCGAAACAUAUCCCUUGCUAAAAGCUAUAAAUCGCGUUCUCAGAGGUUUCGGGGGUCCACAUUCAAAGUGUUGGCUUGAACAACGCAAAAACACAAUGAAGCCAAACGACGACUCCUUCAGGUCCACCAUAAAUGCACAACCUGGACCAAAUCUUCAUUCUGGUACGCAAAAUUUAUCCUUAAAUGUUAUGUCCAUCAAAUGCCGCAGCAAAAACUAUUUGCCUCACGAACGCGAUUGCACUAAGUACUAUAUAUGCGACAAUGGAACGCACGAGGAGCGAAGCUGCCCUGAAGGACUUCAAUGGAAUAAAAACUUCUGCGACUGGCCUAACAAUGUCCAAUGCCCGUUGCGAUCGGACCAGAUAACUCAGAAGCCACCGAUCCAUAGCUCCAAUCCUACAAACGCCAUCACAGAGCCCCUAACUACCAAUAAUGCAUACAAAGUAGUCUGUUACUUUACGAACUGGGCAUGGUACCGCCCAUCCCAGGGCAAGUAUGUGCCUGAAGAUAUAGACGCAAACUUGUGCACCCACAUCAUAUACAGCUUCGCGGUGCUCGAUAGCAACUCGUUAACCAUUGAGACGGAUGACUCCUGGACGGAUAUUGACAACCGUUUUUAUGAGCGGGUUGUAAAAUACAAAAAAAGAGGUAUUCGAGUCAUGUUAGCCAUCGGUGGGUGGAAUGACUCUAUGGGCAACAAGUACUCGCGCCUUGUACUCGAUUCACAGUCCAGGAAGCGCUUUGUAGCAAGUGUGAUAAGUUUUGUAGAACAAUACGGUUUUGAGGGUCUUGACCUCGCCUGGGAAUUCCCAGUGUGUUGGCAAGUGGACUGUGACAAAGGUAAUCCCACGGAAAAGGAAGGAUUUGUUGCUCUUGUCAAGGAACUGUCGCAAGCCUUUAAGGCAAAAGGCCUUAUUCUUUCGGCAGCAGUCUCGCCCAGUAAAAUGGUUAUUGAUGCCGGAUACAAAGUGUCUGAACUCUCUCCACACUUUGACUGGCUGGCCGUCAUGACAUACGACUUUCACGGUCAUUGGGUUAUGCGGACGGGCCAUGCAUCCCCGCUCUUCCACAAAGUGGGUGACGCAGACCUAUAUCUUAACGGAAACUUCAGUAUUCACUAUUGGUUGGCACGAGGUAUUCCUAGGGAAAAGCUGGUUAUGGGAAUGCCAAUGUACGGUCAGACGUUCACGUUGGCUGACCCAAAUCGCCGGUCACUAAAUGAUAAAACAGUGGGUCCGGGGAAGGCAGGAACCUUAACUCGAGCAAAUGGAUUUUUAGCAUACUAUGAAAUCUGCGAAAAGGUCGGCAACGGUGACUGGGAAGUGGUGAGGGAUGAAGAAGGAAUAUUCGGAACCUAUGCAUACAGUGGCAACCAGUGGAUAUCAUACGAUGAUGUAAGAACUAUUCGAAGAAAAGCUCAGUUUAUUAAGAGCUUGCAGCUAGGUGGUGGCAUGAUUUGGGCUCUCGAUUUAGACGACUUUCGUGGAAUUUGUGGCUGCGGCAAGCACCCAUUACUUCGGACUCUUAAUCAGGAGCUGCUAGGACUUCCUGGACAAAAAGCUAAGGACUGCACUUAAUAAUUUUUGCACAAUAGCCUAGCUUGCAAUCUAUUUUAAUUUAUUUUAUAAAA